CAAUAGAACAAUAAACAACCCAUGAAGUUGUGAUUCACAUUAUUAAACAAGGUUUACAGACUUCCAGGACAUGGAAUGUCCAACCUUCAUGGUAGCAAAGUUAGCUAACCCUGUACCCAAAGGCCCAACGGUGUGCCAAAGUACUUCCACUCACUUAGAAUCUCAGACCAAAGGCAGAUGUCAAAUAGAUAUAAAGACAUGUAUAGAUUGGUACUACUGAUUUGGAGAUGAUCAAGAUGAAGCCCAACAAAGUAAUCUCCUCCAAAGAUGAGAAGAAGGACAUUCCAACAACACAGCUCAUCUUCUUAGGUCAGUGGGUUUUUGUUCUGCUGUUUCUUCCUUGCUGUACCUCGGCUGCUUGUGAUCAAGUGGAUCGCAACGCUCUCUUGUCCUUGGCUUUCAAGGUCUCAUUACCAUUGAACUGGUCGGCUGCCUCCGACUGCUGCUAUUGGGAAGGAAUAGUCUGUGGCCUUGAUGAUCGAGUCGUUCAUCUCUGGCUGCCUGGGAGAGGCUUAAGAGGUUCAAUCUCUCCAGCUAUCACCAACCUCACAUUUCUCACCCACCUCAAUCUUUCCAACAAUAGGCUGUUGGGUCUGCUCCCAGAUAGAUUGUUUUCCUCCCUCUUUCGCCUCCAAGUUCUAGACUUGAGCUUCAAUCGUCUCAACGGCCACUUACCAAUUUCAUCUAAUGAAGCUAGCAAGCUUCAGAUUGUAGACUUGUCCAGCAAUUACUUCAAUGGAACAAUCCCAUCUUCGAUCCUCAUCCCAUCCGUCGCUGCAGGCUCUCUCGCCACUUUCAAUGUCAGCAAUAACAGCUUUGCUGGCUCCAUUCCCAUCUCUGUUUUCUGCAAAAAUGGUAGCAAUCACAGCAACCUUACCAUCUUGGACUUCUCCUUCAACAAAUUCAGUGAACCAAUUUUCACCGGACUCGGCACUUGUUCGAAGCUCCAAGUCUUCCGGGCAGGCUUCAAUAAUCUGUCUGGCCCUCUCCCUGAUGACAUUUUCGACCUUGCUGAUCUCCAACAGCUUUCUCUGCCUGUCAAUCGCUUGUCAGGACACAUUGGUGAUGGCAUUGUGCGUUUAACCAAUCUGAAGCUGCUGGAGCUCUACUCGAACCAAUUGGCGGGGCCAAUACCAAGCCAAAUUGGUAACCUUUGCAGGUUGGAAGAGCUAGCUCUCCACAUCAACAUCCUCACAGGUGCCUUGCCUGAAUCUCUCAACAACUGCACAAAUCUAUCCACCUUGAAUUUGCGGGUCAAUUAUAUGGAUGGAGAACUCUCUGCCUUCAACUUCUCUACACUCCAACGCCUCACCACACUCGACCUUGGCAACAACAACUUCGCUGGUGAGUUACCACAAAGCCUCUAUUCUUGCAAGUCACUAACGGCAGUUAGAUUCGCUAAUAACCGGCUCAUAGGCCAGAUAUCACCUGAAAUAGGUGGACUAGAGUCCCUGGCUUUCCUAUCCAUCUCUAACAACUUCUUAAGCAAUGCCGCUGGGGCUUUUAAAAAUUUAAGGAGUUGUAAGAAUCUGACCACUCUGGUGCUAUCCAAGAGUUUUAUGAAUGAACCCUUGCCGGAUGAUGAAAGCCUAGUAGACUCUGGUGGAUUUCAGAAUAUACAGGUUUUUGCCCUGGGUGGCUGCAAUUUCACAGGUCAAGUUCCUCCCUGGUUUGGCAAGCUUAAGAAACUUGGAGUCUUGGACUUGUCAGUUAACCUCUUAACCGGUCCAAUUCCCAGUUGGUUUGCUACUCUGCCUAGCCUUUUCUACAUGGAUUUGUCCAAUAAUAACCUUACUGGAGGAUUUCCUAAGGAGCUCUGUGGGAUGCCAGGUUUGACAUCGAAAGAGGCCAUCGAUCUAGCGGACAGAAGUUAUAUAGAGUUGCCGGUCUUUGUGAAUACCCAAGCUGCAACUAAUCAGCAGUACAAUCAGCUGUCCAGCCUCCCUCCAGCUAUAUAUCUAGGUAAUAACUGCCUUGGCGGCAAUAUCCCCACCGAGAUAGGGCAAUUGCAGUUCAUUCUCGUGUUGGACCUUAGUCGCAACAGCUUCUCUGGUAGCAUCCCUGAUCAAAUACGUUUUCUCACCAACUUAGAGAAAUUGGAUCUCUCCUAUAACCAUCUAUCUGGUGAAAUCCCUGCUUCUAUCAAAAGUCUGCAUUUCUUGUCUUCCUUCAGUGUGGCAUACAAUGAUCUUCAGGGACUAGUACCAUCUGGAGGUCAGUUUAAUACUUUUACCAACUCCAGCUUUGAAGGGAAUCCAGGAUUAUGUGGCCCUCCAAUGUUGAGUCGUUCUUGCCUCGAAAUGCCUCGGAGCCCUGGAGCAGUAUUUCGGACAACUAAUACUCACACAUAUGAGACAAAGAAGAUUCUUAUUGCACUUGUCUUUGGGAUCUUUUUUGGCAUUGGUUUUGGUAUUGGUUUUACUAUUGAUGAUGCAAAAAUACCAUUUCAUGGUUGGUGUAUGAACAAAUUAAUUUAGUUACGUGUUCAUAUGUAUUAGUAGGUUUUCAUGUAAAUGUUUUGAUCCAUGCAUGGUAAUUCAUCAAGCAUGCAAGUGAUAUUUUUCUUUAUCAUGAAUGUA
This is a messenger RNA of Rosa chinensis, 2579 nucleotides long. Its product is annotated as receptor-like protein 3. Bases 228 to 2477 code for a protein of 749 amino acids. NCBI's taxonomy places the organism in Eukaryota, Viridiplantae, Streptophyta, Magnoliopsida, Rosales, Rosaceae. The transcript has 2 exons. The record is from RefSeq and is a predicted model, not a curated record. Gene Ontology annotation, molecular function: receptor serine/threonine kinase binding.